Aspergillus wentii DTO 134E9 is the source of this 282-nucleotide messenger RNA. RefSeq names its product small nuclear ribonucleoprotein E. Lineage: Eukaryota; Fungi; Ascomycota; Eurotiomycetes; Eurotiales; Aspergillaceae. Gene Ontology annotation, biological process: mRNA splicing, via spliceosome; spliceosomal snRNP assembly. Gene Ontology annotation, molecular function: RNA binding. The record is from RefSeq and is a predicted model, not a curated record. The coding region runs from base 1 to 282 and encodes 93 amino acids. The transcript has 3 exons. Gene Ontology annotation, cellular component: U4 snRNP; U2 snRNP; U5 snRNP.
AUGGCCGGCCGAGGCGGUGGAGCUGCUCGCAAGACACUGCUUGCACCGAUUCACUUCAUCUUCAAGCUCCUACAACAGCGUUCUACAGUCUCUGUCUGGCUUUAUGAGCAGUUGGCAUUCCGGAUAGAGGGAAAGAUCAGGGGAUUCGAUGAGUUCAUGAACUUGGUCAUUGACGACGCGGUGGAAGUCAGACAAGCUACAAAGACUGAGGAAGAGAAGCGCAGGCCACUUGGCCAGAUUUUGCUCAAGGGUGACAAUGUGUCGUUGAUCCAAGCCGUUUAA